CUGAUUACAAACACGGAAGUGCAGAUAAAACGUCACCUUAGCAGAAUAGCAAUUUCAUUGAUAACCACUAAGAUUUCAACAAUAAUUUAGCAGUUGCUGCUAGUACAGAACGACCAUUUACAAGCACGCAUAUCAAGUAUUUGGUUUUCCGUUCUAUGGAUUUUUUGGAGUUUUUAUCAUGUGCGUGUAUCGUAUUUACGGUUGGGAUGUUCUCGACAGGAUUAACCGACCUGAAAAAGAUGAGAGCAUCUCAAAGUGCUGACAGCGUCCAGUUCCUGCCCUUUCUCACCACCUGCCUCAACAACCUCGGAUGGUUGUAUUAUGGGAUACUAAAGAGGGAUAGGACCCUGGUACUAGUCAACACCAUCGGGGCUUCCCUACAGACCCUCUACAUUGUCUCCUACUGCCACUACACCAAGGAGAGGAGGCGGGUUACCAGUCACACCUUGGCUGCAGCAGCAGUGCUGUGUGGAGGCUGGCUGUACUUCAGCAUGUUGCUGCCUCCGGGAGACAGUCAGCUGGCUCAGCUGGGCCUCACCUGCAGUGUGUUCACCAUCAGCAUGUACCUGUCCCCCCUUACCGACCUGGUGGAGAUUGUGCGCAGUAAGAAUGUGAGUCGUCUGUCGUUCCCCCUCACAGUGGCAACGUUCUUUACCUCCACCUCCUGGACGCUGUACGGCCUCCAGCUACAGGACUACUACAUCAUGGUGCCAAACACGCCUGGCAUCGCCACCAGCCUCAUCAGAUUCUACCUGUUCUGGAGGUUUACGCCUGCCAAUCAGGACUCACCGUCCUAUAACCUGCUCCAGAUCUGAGGGGGCGGGACAUUCGUCCACCAAUGGUAGUGAGGGAUCAGGAGGGCAGCCCACCGUUUACCAAGUGCCUUGAGUCCUCCGACAUCAUGUCCCUCACGUGACGAUUGAUUGAAUUAGUCAAGAAUGAAUGACAUGUUUGAGUCUUCCGCCAUAGAAUGAGACUCAGUACCCAUGACCUGUCCUAGGCCAGACUAGGGGGGGGACUAGCUGCUUGUCUGGAUGACCUGCCUGAACAGGGGCCUCCCAGCCUGUGAGGACCAGGGGCCUCCCAUGUUGUUACACAGCGUACACUUCCUUCUCUCUAUACAUUAUUCUAGUCCUACAUAACCCAACAGGACAUGGCUGUGGAUUCUUAUAUUUUUCUCUGUUUAUUUUCGUGCCCAAAGUAAAUAUACUGUAUUGUGAUUGCUAUUUUUAUAAACAGUUGUGUAAAAGAGAAUAUGUACGUACAAAAGGAUAUUAUCUCUACGCAGGGGAAAUGAUGGUGUGUGCUUGGCUGGUGACUGGUACUUAAAAUAAAUGUUUUAUAUGUCUUUUAAA
Messenger RNA from Hypomesus transpacificus, 1355 nucleotides. It is a transcript of the gene slc50a1, whose product is annotated as solute carrier family 50 member 1. Gene Ontology annotation, biological process: carbohydrate transport. The transcript is spliced from 6 exons. Lineage: Eukaryota; Metazoa; Chordata; Actinopteri; Osmeriformes; Osmeridae. The record is from RefSeq and is a predicted model, not a curated record. Gene Ontology annotation, cellular component: membrane. Bases 156 to 815 code for a protein of 219 amino acids. Gene Ontology annotation, molecular function: sugar transmembrane transporter activity.